GCGCCACACAAGGCGCAGCUCUUGCUCGUACACACACGCACACACGGCGCAACCGACCCGACAUGCGCCGGACCCGACGACAGGCCGGCCCUUUCGCUAUCAUUGGUCUGGUGGUGAUUGGUCUGGGUCUGGCAGCCGCCAUCACCUCUCUGGUGGCAGGGGCGCUGUAUGCCAUUGCCAGCGCCGUGGGCCUGUAUGUGUCCAUCGCCGCCGCCACCAUCAACGAGUGCACCCCCGCCUCCAACACCACCACCACCACCUCCACCGGCACCACACCCGUGCCAGACAUCGGCAGCGGCGGCACGGGAGGCGGCGGCGGCACCAGCACUUCCCCCUCCCCCUCGUCCCCCUCCUCCCCCUCUCCGUCGCCCUCCAAGAAACACAAGGCGCAGCCAGCCGUCAACUGCUUUGACGCUGCCAAGCAGGCCGGCUGGCUGUCGUCCAUCUCCAACAGCGCCAACGACAUGAACAAGUACCUCAUACCGUACGUGUGGGGCGGCGGCCUGGAUGACGGGCUGUUGGGCAUCACCGAGAACCUGUUGGACCAGACCAUACGCAUUGCCAAGAGCAUGCAGCAGCAGCAGCCGCAACCCCAGCAGUAACAGUACUGGACGUAGCACAAGUGGACGUACAAGUGGUGUAGAAGCAGUGGAUUGGCAAGGCCUCCGUGAAGUAGGCGAAUAGGUUACCAUUGUAAUGGGUUUGCCCGGGUCGGAGAAGCGAGAUGUGCUGUUGGGACAGAGCAUGUUUGUGCGAGUGUGGUCCUCGCAUGCAUUUGGCCAAACCCACACAGGGGUGCGAAAGGCAGCUAGCGCAAAUACGCUGCUCUGCCCCGGGAAGGACCUGGCUUUGCCCAUUUUAAAGCAAACUUAGUCCAUGAUGUUGGCAAGUGUGCUUAAAAGGUCGUGAUGGAGGGCUCGUGUGUACAUGACAGACGUACAGCGAGAGGGCCGGGGCAGCCCUGCAGCACGUGCGGCAUCCGGCAAGCGUGCCGGCCCCGCCGGGGCGGGACCCAAGAAGCGCCUGUCUAUCGAAUAGCCAGAACCCAGCUCUCUCGCGUUGCCAUCUUGGCGAGUAGUAAAAUUGGAGUGGGACGCAAGUGUGCGCGUGUUGACGCGGGUGUUUGUUAGUUGGGAUGCAUGAUAAGCCGGCUCGGAGGAAAGCAAGGGCAGGGGCCAGGCAAGCACGACCAAGUAUAUAGCGGAAGAGCGCAAGGUAGUCAUGCGUACGCUCUUUCUCAAGAGAAUGCAGCCCGAACCUGAAACGGCCCGAACCGACAGCUGGAGGGUGUGAGCUGCGACAGCUGGGGAGCCCACAGAUGCAGGUGCACACCCUGGCUCUCCGCAAUAAUGUAUUCGUAUGUAAAAUAUGUUGCUC
Molecule: messenger RNA, 1377 nt
Organism: Chlamydomonas reinhardtii
Lineage: Eukaryota; Viridiplantae; Chlorophyta; Chlorophyceae; Chlamydomonadales; Chlamydomonadaceae
Exons: 4
Coding region: 63-602 (179 amino acids)
Source: RefSeq, a predicted model, not a curated record